GCUGUACUGUCUGGUUGGGACGGAGGGUUUCAACGUUAAGCAGGCGACUAACCACAGUAAACCCAUAAAGAGGCGGUUUUAUCUGUCCAGGAUUUGGAAUUUAUUUGUCGUAGUAUUCGAGAUAACUAUUCAUCAAGUCUGAGCUCACUGGACUUUAUUUUCUCGCUGGCUCGCUUACGCUUCAGUGAACCACUGCAGAAGCAACAGACCAAGCACGCUGACGCCGCCGCUGUUGUUGUGAGAGAAGAAAACAAGCUCAGUGAGCAGUCCGUUAAGCUGUGUGAUCAUUGACAGAGUUCAGUACACACGAGCUUCGAGUGAUAAGUGGAGGGUGCUUUUUGCAACAUACAUUCGAGCCUUCUCAAGAACCGACGGCUGGGAAUAUUUUGUCGCUGAAGUCGAGGUAUUGCAUUAUAUAGGUCGUUUUUAACUGAGCCACUAUUGCAUACUUGGCCAAUAGGAACAGUUUGCACAAUUUCCACCAGCUUGUCUGCACCCCCCUCCCAAUCCAGAGAGUCUUCUGCCCCAGCAUGAAUGAAGUCAGUGUUGUGAGAGAGGGAUGGCUCCACAAGAGAGGUGAAUACAUUAAAACAUGGCGGCCUCGAUACUUCAUCUUAAAGAGUGAUGGCUCCUUCAUCGGUUACAAAGAGAAACCUGAGGUGUCCAGUGACCACAGCCUCCCACCACUCAACAACUUCUCUGUCGCAGAAUGCCAGCUGAUGAAGACAGAGCGCCCCAAGCCCAACACAUUUGUCAUUCGUUGCUUGCAGUGGACCUCUGUUAUUGAGCGUACCUUCCACGUAGACAGCAAUGAGGAGAGGAAAGAAUGGAUGCGAUCGAUCCAGGCAGUGGCAAAUAGCCUGAAGAGCCAGCAGCAGGAUGAGGAGCCCAUGGAGAUCAAAUUUGGCUCACCAAGUGACAUGAGCGGCACAGAGGAGAUGGAGAUUGCUGUGUCCAAAUCUCGCACAAAAGUGCAGACCAUGAGUGAUUUUGACUAUCUGAAGCUUCUGGGUAAAGGGACAUUUGGUAAAGUUAUCCUGGUGAAGGAGAAGGCCACGGGGAUGUACUACGCCAUGAAAAUCCUCCGCAAAGAAGUCAUCAUUGCUAAAGAUGAAGUGGCGCACACAGUUACAGAAAGCAGAGUUCUCCAGAAUACGCGGCAUCCCUUUCUAACGACACUAAAAUAUGCAUUUCAAACGCAUGACCGGCUAUGCUUUGUGAUGGAGUAUGCAAACGGUGGAGAACUCUUCUUUCACUUAUCACGGGACAGAGUUUUCACAGAAGACAGGGCGAGAUUCUACGGUGCAGAAAUAGUGUCAGCACUGGAGUACCUACACUCACGCAAUGUAGUUUACAGGGAUUUAAAGCUGGAGAACCUCAUGUUAGAUAAGGACGGCCACAUAAAGAUCACAGACUUUGGGCUGUGUAAAGAGGGGAUCACAGACGGUGCUACCAUGAAAACCUUUUGUGGAACCCCGGAGUACCUGGCACCAGAGGUGCUAGAAGACAAUGACUAUGGACGGGCGGUGGACUGGUGGGGACUAGGUGUGGUCAUGUAUGAGAUGAUGUGUGGCCGGUUGCCCUUCUACAACCAGGACCAUGAGCGUCUCUUUGAGCUAAUCCUCAUGGAGGAGAUCCGCUUCCCCAAAAACCUGGCUCCUGAGGCUAAGGCCCUGCUGGCUGGUCUGCUCAAAAAGGACCCCAAACAAAGGCUCGGAGGUGGACCAGACGAUGCCAAAGAUGUGAUGAGCCACAAGUUCUUCACCUCCAUCAACUGGCAGGAUGUAAUUGAAAAAAAACUUAUUCCACCCUUCAAGCCCCAGGUCACAUCAGAGACAGACACACGCUACUUUGAUGACGAGUUCACAGCACAAACCAUAACAAUAACUCCCCCUGACAAGUAUGACAGUUUAGAUGCAGAGGAUUCAGAUCAGCGUACACACUUCCCUCAGUUCUCUUACUCUGCCAGCAUACGGGAAUGAUCACUCAGACUGUUGAACAACAGGCAGGCUUACACACAGUCACAGUCCCACAUACACUUUGGCACUGCUGGGGAAUUCGAAUGACACAAACUAAAACUGGCACAAGACACAUUUUCAUUAAGUCUUUGACACACAUACAUUCACAGGCACGCACACACACACACACAUACACACGCACUGGCAAAUCAGACAAGACAGGGAUCAUAGAGUAUGGAAUGAACACACAGGCCACGGAUGACUGACCUCAGCAGGUUUGUGUGGAUAGACUGGCAGCUUUGUCUCUGUACAUCCUCUCAGGGUUGGCUUUCGGCUUCCCUGCAGGACCUGUGCUGCAAUACACUGGGUACCACAUUGAAGCCUUGACACUUUGAAAACCAGGUUAUGCCAGCAAGUACCACUUCUUUACCAGCUGUACCCAUGCUACACACACACACACACACACACACACACACACACACACACACACACACACCAACCCAUGCAUUGACUGCAUAUAUAUACACAAACAUACUUGAUAGAUUUUAAAAAGUGUAAUCAAAAUUAGGAAAAGAUUUGGGGGGGAAAAAAAGACAACCUUUUAUUUCAUUGAUUGUUACGGUUUUAAAUGUAAAGCCAUAUUUCUGCAUUUUUUGUGAUUUAUUUUUUCAUCUUUUUUUAACAAGUGCUCUUUCUGGAACUUGCUGUUACAAAUCAAGUGUGGGACUCUUCCUACAGUAGGGGGGGUGGGGAAGAGGGAGAAGGGAGGAGGGUUGCCAUUUCUGUGUUUGCACUGCGCGUGUGUAUAAGCGAAUGGAUGACUGGAUGCGUGAAUGUGUGUGUGUGCGCAUAUGAGUGCUGGAGAAUGUAUGAACAACAGUUUUGAUUCCCAACCAUCCAUUUGUGUCUGUUUUUAUGCAUGUUUUUAAACUCUGAAAUAUUGCUGGGAUAUCGACAAGAGAGGACACUACACAGUGCACUUGAUGGCCUUUUUUUCUGUUUUUAAUUUUUAAAGGGAACAAGCAUGUAAUUUAUGAUUGCUGUGACCAGCUUGGCACUAAAUUGACUCAGUCAGGAAUAAAAACUGAGAGUUCUUGCAUGGCUAACUUUUGCUGCAUUAAUGCAACUCAAAGUGAUGCAGCUGUCAGGCUCUCGCAGUCUAUGUCACUGUGUCAAGAAUGAUUUAGCGGCUGGUAGGAAGUGUAAGAGUAAGUCUUCAUUAAGGCCAGUUGCGCUGUGUGUUUAAAAAACUGAGAGAACAGAAGGGAAGAAGAGAAUAGAGACUAAAUGCUUGACCACAGCGGUUCCCCAACCUGUUUAGAGAGACCAAUGUAGAUGAACACAUCCUUUCGCUGUCCUCAGUCCUGUAAUUCUCGCUCCCUAGCUCAAGAGUUAGGCACCAAUCUUUUGUUUAUUUACCAUUUGUAAUGUCAGUGUAAAAACUAUUUGUAAAUGAGCCUUUGAGUGUUCCUGUAUUUAAAGAAUGAGAGUUCAAUCGUUAAGUCUUUAUGAUGAGGCCAAAAAUUGACUGACUUGGUGGACGUUUAACACUUCAAAUAAUUCCACAUCUGGUGAUAGGAACCUUUGGUUUAUGUUUCUUAAUGCUGUGUUGAUGCGCUUAAAUCUACGUAGUUGUAUGUCUGGAGCAACAGUCUGCUGGUUUACAAUCCAACUAAAUGCUGCAUGAGCUGGUUGGCCAACCGUCAACCCACAAACGGGGGAACUAAUCAGUACAUCAGCUCAUGUGUGAUUAAGUCGAAAUGUAAAUCCGUGUACUUUGAAUUCUGACGGCACAUGAUUGAGAGUGGUUCUGGACAGCAUAUUGAAAAGUGCUCAUAUUGACGCAAGCGUUUUAUAUUCCAUAUUGCUGGAAGAGAUGUUGGUUGCUCUUUGAGCUUCACUAAAGGAACAUCAAGAUCUUCUUGUUUGUCAUUGUUAUGAUUUUGUUUGUUGAUUUUUUUUUUCCUUAUUUGUCCAUCUAUUUCUCAAAUUUUGGAAGACACAUUGUCUUGUUUAAGUAUACAGUAUAUAAAAUAUAUAUAUUAAAAUUUUUUUAAAUGGCA
Molecule: messenger RNA, 4021 nt
Organism: Scatophagus argus
Lineage: Eukaryota; Metazoa; Chordata; Actinopteri; Scatophagidae
Gene: akt2
Product: v-akt murine thymoma viral oncogene homolog 2
Exons: 14
Coding region: 531-1982 (483 amino acids)
Biological process (GO): protein phosphorylation
Molecular function (GO): ATP binding; protein serine/threonine kinase activity
Source: RefSeq, a predicted model, not a curated record